Nomascus leucogenys (northern white-cheeked gibbon) is the source of this 3379-nucleotide messenger RNA. Lineage: Eukaryota; Metazoa; Chordata; Mammalia; Primates; Hylobatidae. The record is from RefSeq and is a predicted model, not a curated record.
GGCGGAGGGCCACUCAGUGCGUCUGCGCGCUUGUGGAGCUGGUGGCGGCGCUCCGCAAGGGCUCAGCUGUUCUCCGCGCGGCGGGCUCGGCCAUGGCGCAGCCGGGGAAGCUGCUCAAGGAGCAGAAGUACGACCGGCAGCUGAGGUUGUGGGGUGAUCAUGGGCAAGAGGCUUUAGAAUCUGCUCAUGUUUGCCUAAUAAAUGCAACAGCCACAGGAACUGAAAUUCUUAAAAACUUGGUACUACCAGGUAUUGGUUCGUUUACAAUUAUUGAUGGAAAUCAGGUCAGCGGAGAAGAUGCUGGAAACAAUUUCUUCCUUCAAAGAAGCAGUAUCGGCAAGAACCGAGCUGAAGCUGCCAUGGAAUUCUUACAAGAAUUAAAUAGCGAUGUCUCUGGAAGUUUUGUGGAAGAGAGUCCAGAAAACCUACUAGACAAUGAUCCUUCAUUUUUCUGUAGGUUUACUGUUGUAGUUGCAACUCAGCUUGCUGAAAGCACUUUACUGCGCUUAGCAGAUGUCCUCUGGAAUUCCCAGAUUCCUCUUUUGAUCUGUAGGACAUAUGGACUAGUUGGUUAUAUGAGGAUCAUUAUAAAAGAACAUCCAGUAAUAGAAUCUCAUCCAGAUAAUGCAUUAGAGGAUCUACGACUAGAUAAGCCAUUCCCUGAACUGAGAGAACAUUUUCAGUCCUAUGAUUUGGAUCAUAUGGAAAAAAAGGACCACAGUCAUACUCCAUGGAUCGUGAUCAUAGCUAAAUAUUUAGCACAGUGGUAUAGUGAAACAAAUGGACGAAUACCUAAAACGUAUAAAGAAAAAGAGGACUUCAGAGAUUUGAUUAGACAAGGAAUUCUAAAAAAUGAAAAUGGGGCUCCAGAGGAUGAAGAGAAUUUUGAAGAAGCUAUUAAAAAUGUGAACACAGCACUAAAUACAACUCAGAUCCCAAGCAGUAUUGAAGAUAUAUUUAAUGAUGAUCGCUGCAUAAAUAUCACCAAACAGACUCCAUCAUUUUGGAUUUUAGCUCGUGCCUUAAAGGAAUUUGUGGCUAAAGAGGGUCAAGGAAAUUUACCUGUUCGAGGCACAAUUCCUGAUAUGAUUGCAGAUUCAGGCAAAUAUAUAAAACUGCAAAACGUUUACCGUGAAAAAGCAAAGAAAGAUGCUGCCGCUGUGGGUAAUCAUGUUGCCAAAUUGCUGCAGUCCAUUGGCCAGGCACCAGAGUCCAUUUCAGAGAAAGAAUUAAAAUUACUCUGCAGCAAUUCUGCAUUUCUUCGAGUGGUAAGAUGUCGAUCCUUAGCUGAAGAAUAUGGUUUGGAUACAAUUAACAAGGAUGAAAUUAUUUCUAGCAUGGACAAUCCAGAUAAUGAAAUAGUGUUGUACUUAAUGUUACGGGCUGUUGAUAGAUUUCAUAAACAACAUGGUAGAUAUCCAGGGGUAUCUAACUAUCAAGUUGAAGAAGACAUAGGAAAGUUGAAGUCUUGUCUCACUGGCUUCCUUCAGGAAUAUGGCUUAUCUGUAAUGGUGAAAGAUGAUUAUGUCCAUGAAUUUUGCCGAUAUGGAGCUGCUGAGCCACAUACCAUUGCUGCGUUCUUGGGGGGUUGGAGUGUAUUGAUGCCAUCAUACUUCGCUGCAACCUCAAACUCCUGGGCUCAAGUGAUCUCUCGCCUCCGCCUCCUGAAUAGCUGGGACUACAGGCAUGUGCCAGUGAGCCUGGCUAAUUUUUCAAUUUUUUGUAGAGACAGGGUCCCACUGUGUUGCUCAGGUUAGGAUACUUAUUCAGUUACCCCUAUACUGGUCUCCCUGCCUUCCAUCUCUCCCACUGCCAUCCAACUUAAACUCCUUAAGAGUCAUUAAUCCUUCUAAAGCAUAGCUCUGAUUGUGUCCUUUUACUAAGCCUCUGCCCCACCAAUAUACAUAACACUCUACAACAGUCCUCCAAGCAAGUCCAGGGACUUUGGCUUGACGUUAAAAAACCCUGUGUUUUGGUUCCACUCGGCCUUUCUAGCCUUGGUUUUAUCAUAUUACUUGCUUUCCCCCCAGGAUGCCCUUUGAUUUCCUGCUCCUAGAUCUUUGCUCCGCUGGGCCUAUUUGCCUUAAAAAUAUGUUUUUCUGCAUGUCCAAAACCUACAUGUUCCUCAAGACCCAACUCAAAAAUGACAUGUCUUUCAUAAAAGCUCCCUUUACUUCCCUCCCUCACUCUACUUCCCCCUUGUCUUAGUCAGUUUAGGCUGCUGUAACAGAAUAUCAUAGACUUACAAACAACAAAAAUUUGUCACAGAGUUCUGGAGGCUAGAAGUCUGGGAUCAGGAUGCCAACAUGGUCAGGUCUGGUGAGCGCCCAUUUCCUGGUUCAUAGACAGCUGUCUCUUCUGUGUUCUCACAUGGUGAAGAAAAAAAUGGCAAGAGAAGUCUCUGGGGUCUCUUCUUAGGGCACUAAUCCUAUUCAUGAAAGUUCCACGCUCUUGACCUAAUCACCUACCAAAGGCCCUAUCCUCAUACAAUUACACUGGACAUUAGGAUUUCAACAUAUGAAUUUGAGGGGGAAACGAACCAUUCAGUCCAUAACUCCCCUCAAAAAAAUAUUACUCUCCUGUGAUCUCCUAUAGACUGAGCUAUUAGCUUGUGGCAUUUUCCCUCUGGAUGUUGAAUGUUUUAAAGGCAGAUUUAGGUCUAAUUAAUAUUUGAAGUGUUCAGAAUGUAAAUGAAUCAUAUAGACCUAAGAAAACUAUUUUCUAAGCAAAUCCAAAUUAAAGCCUGAUUUGGAAUAAUUUAUUUUAAACUAAAACCAAGUAGUCUCUUGUGCCAAAAUAGCAAAGUUAACUGCCAAUUCACAGAAAAGGGCAAAUUAUUAUUUAUUCAGAUUCAGUCCAGAAUCUAAGAAGAGGUACAGCCGGAUGGAUGGACUGGAUGACUUAACUAUAGCAGAAAAAAGUAUAAAUUGAAGGUUUUUUGUUUUUUUUGUUUUUGUUUUUUACUUCUAUGCAUUCUGUAAUCAUUUUGCACAGUGCCAUUAUAUCCCUUCACUUCCUUCAGGUUUUAUUCAAAUGCUGUCUUCUCUGUGAUGCCAUCCCUGACUCCCUUAUUUAAAAGAUGAACCCCGCCUCUUGUAUUUAUAUCUCCCUUAUUUGCUUUUUCUCCUUAGCACCUUAUGGUCAAUUGACAUACUACACAUUCUAUUUAUUUGUAAAUUAUCUCUCUCUUGCUGCUAAAAAGUAGCAUGAGGGUAAGUGGAUCUUUUUGUCUUUUUUCCUUACUGUAUCCCUACUGCCUAGAACAGUAUUUGGUGCACAGUAGUCUCAGAUUCUAUCCAGUCGGCCGAGCGCGGUGGCUAAUGCCUGUAAGGCCUCCGCUUUGGGAGGCUGAGAUGGGCGGAUCACUUGAGGUCAGGAG